AUGACCGUCCUCGUGAUGUGCCAGAACGCUGGGUGGCGUCAGCAUGCGGAAUCACCCAGUAGACAGACGUUUGUCGCGGACGCGUCAUUCUCCGAAUGGUGCAUUGGCAUUUACACGUGCUCGACUGUCUUUGUGCCAUCCCUUUGUGGUCUCCGGAUGAUAGUGUCCGGCCCUCGUGAUACUGACUGUGCCUUCGACUCUCUGGAUUUCACAUCCACCAUACUUUUCGACAGACAGACACCGGAGAGCAGAGAUCAAAGUAAUUGGACGCACCGUCUUGGACCACUGCACCAUGUGAUCAGGGAGUUGGUGGACACGGAAGCCAGCUAUUUGCAGAACCUAUACGAACUGGAAAGCUGCUAUUUCGAACCUCUACAAGAAGAUCCCAGUUUGGACCCUGAAAGCUUGAGUCUCAUAUUUGGGCGGAUUCCAGCGCUACGUCGAUUUCACGAGUCUAUCCAUCUCCUAGAAGGGGCCAAGAAGAGUCGCUCCGAAUUAUGGUGCAAGCUGGCCCAGUGCCAGCGCACUGUUGGACAUCAACUGUCGGUGGAUACUUAUUUGCUGAAACCAGUGCAACGCAUCCUCAAAUACCAAUUAAUGUUACAGGUAACUGUUUAG
Messenger RNA from Dicrocoelium dendriticum, 618 nucleotides. The record is from the annotation of a GenBank genome assembly. Lineage: Eukaryota; Metazoa; Platyhelminthes; Trematoda; Plagiorchiida; Dicrocoeliidae.